UUUAAAUUAAAGUUAACAGUGGUUUGGUUACAUAUCAUCCGAAUACGAGGCACAAUGGACUUAACAGCAUUGUUUUUGUGCCUCCUAUUUAGCGGCUUGGCUCUUUCUUUCUCUAUUACCUGUAAUAUGGAGGGAACCAGUGCAGAAGUUUUGAAAGCUUGCCGAUUUUUCGCCAAAGAAAAUGAAAAGCUGCGGGAACGUAAUAAUGCAGAGUUUAGCGCUGCCUAUGCCUAUAGCACCAAUAUGACUGAGGAGAAUAACCGAGCCAUGCUUGCAGCUUAUGCGGAAAGUGCGGCCGCUAAGAAACUCCUGGCUCAGGCCUGCAAGGAGGGAAACUAUGCAAACUCCAUGGACACAGGUGUGCGACGGCAGGCGAGAAUUCUGCAGGAUUUGGGCAUGGAUGCUCUGAAUGCUGAUGAUUUUUUGAAGCUAAAGAGCAUUAUUAGCGCAAUGCAGUCCAACUACGCUACCACCAAUGUGUGCUCAUUUAGAAACGAAAGCGAUUGCUCGCUUACUCUGGAGCCACAUAUACAAGAGCGGCUGGCAAACAGGCGCGAUCCCGCCGAGCUGGCAUGGUACUGGCGUGAGUGGUAUGACAGGACUGGCAAGCCUAUGCGUAAAAACUUUGCCGAAUACGUGCGACUUACGCGAAAGGCUGCCCAACUUAACGGCUAUCGAUCGUGGGCGGACUAUUGGCUACAUUUUUACGAGGAUGACGAUUUUGAGCGUCAGCUGGAUAUUACGUUCAAGGCAGUCCUGCCAUUUUACAGGCAGCUCCACGGCUAUGUAAGAUAUCGCCUACGCGAACACUAUGGGGCUGAUUUGGUACCAGCCGAGGGGAACAUUCCAAUGCAUUUGUUGGGAGAUUUGUGGGGGCAGUCAUGGAACGAGCUGGUGGACUUAUUCACACCGUACCCUGAAAAACCGUUCUUGGACGUCACCUCGGAAAUGGAACAUCAGCAUUACAGUGUGCGAAAACUUUUCGAACUGGGCGAUCAGUUUUUCCAGUCCUUGGGAAUGCGCGCCCUGCCUCAGAGUUUUUGGAAUCGGAGUGUGCUAACGAGACCGACAGACCGUGAGGUUGUUUGCCAUGCCUCUGCAUGGGACUUUUACCAAGACAGCGAUGUGCGCAUCAGCAUGUGCUCCGAAGUGAAUAGUCACUAUCUGGCCAUUGGGCAUCACGAGCUGGGACACGUACAAUAUUUUUUGCAAUAUGAACAGCAACCGACUGUUUUUCGGGGAACACCCAAUCCUGGCUUUCAUGAGGCUGUGGGUGAUGUUAUAGGUUUGUCUGUCAUGUCCUCUAAGCACUUAAAAGCGCUUGGGUUGACCCGCAACGCUCGUCUCGACGAAAAGAGCCGCAUUAAUGAGCUUUUCAAGAAGGCGCUCGCAAAGAUUUCGUUUCUACCAUUUAGUUACACUUUGGAUAAGUGGCGCUUUGCUGUCUUUCGUGGCGAAUUAGACGAAUCGCACUGGAACUGCGGCUUUUGGCAGAUGCGGUCGAAGUUUGGUGGCGUCGAGCCCCCAAUUGCUCGCAGUGACAGCGAUUUUGAUCCAACAGCUAAGUUUCACAUAAAUGCCGAUGUAGAGUACUUACGCUACUUUGCAUCAACCAUAUUCCAGUUUCAGUUCCAUAAGGCGCUCUGUCGCCAAGCUGGGCAAUACGUUCCGGGUGACAGUCGCCUCACACUCGACAACUGCGAUAUAUUUGGCAGCAAGGCGGCGGGUAAAGCGUUCAUGGACUUUUUGUCAGCAGGAAAUUCAAGGCAUUGGAAGGAAGUGCUCAAGGAUUUCACUGGUGACACCCAAAUGGAUCCGGCGGCACUUCUUGAGUAUUUUUAUCCGCUAUAUCAAUGGCUCAAACAGGAAAACAGACGGCUGGGAGUACCUUUGGGUUGGAAGGAGACGAACAAAAUUCCUUCCACCUGCAGUGGACUUAGCACUUAGUAUGCUAUCUAGAGCACGUAUAAUUAAAUGAC
Molecule: messenger RNA, 1979 nt
Organism: Drosophila busckii
Lineage: Eukaryota; Metazoa; Arthropoda; Insecta; Diptera; Drosophilidae
Product: angiotensin-converting enzyme-related protein
Biological process (GO): proteolysis
Cellular component (GO): plasma membrane
Molecular function (GO): metallopeptidase activity; peptidyl-dipeptidase activity
Source: RefSeq, a predicted model, not a curated record